AUAAUAGAUAGUUUCUAUAUAUACUUCACUUAAAUUGUAUUCGUUUACUAUAAUUAUGCAGUUAUAGCUAUUAAAAGAAAUUUUUGACUACAUGCCUGCUUCCCAUUUAUAUUAGCCCUUGAUAGUCGAGAUGUUUACGUCGGUGCCAGUGUAUUCACAAGCUAAAUCUGCUAUUCAAUUCAUAGCUGGAGACAGAGAAGGAGCCAGAGAAACACAGAUAAAUUUCUUGAACACGUUCCCAAUAGCUUCUCAGUGUAAGUCUGCUUACCAUUGGUGGCUAGGUGAGAAUGAUAAAGCAAGACAUACCCAAUACAUGUUCCUUCAUGGCGUGAGUAACCUUGCAAAUAGAAUCCCAGCUGUUGGUCAUGCAAAAGGUACCAUUCACUAUGUUUUCGGCGAUAAGGAAGGCGGUGACACAGCUAUGAAAGCUGCUUCAAGAACGGUUGGCGUCAUUGGAGGAGGUUUUGUUGGUGGAUUCGUGGGAGGUCCUGUGGGAAGCAUUGCUGGUGGUAUUUCAGGGGGUGCUGCUGUCGAUGGAUUAACAACCAGCAUUGAAUCUGCUGUGUACAACGAAUAUCGCCCGUCUGGUCAUAUUGCUGCUGUCACAAAUAUUGUAAAUGGUGAAGCAACCGUUGGAGACAUAAUUGACUCAACAGCCAGUAUUGUUUUUGAUGGUUUGGUAGGUUAUAAUGCGGGAAAAGCUGGUGCAAAGUUUCGCACUCGAAAACGCCGAAUGAAAGUACCUCCCAAACCAGUCGACCCUCCCGAACCAGUCGACCCUCCCGAACCAGUCGACCCUCCCAAACCAGUCGACCCUCCCAAACCAGUCGACCCUCCCGAACCAGUCGACCCUCCCAAACCAGUCGACCCUCCCAAACCAGUCGACCCUCCCAAAGCAAUCGACCCUCCCAAACCAAUCGACCCCAAACCAAUCGACCCUCCCAAACCAAUCGAUCCUCCCAAACCAAUCGACCCCAAACCAAUCGACCCUCCCAAACCAAUCGACCGAACACGGGAUGAUUUCCAAUUUCUUCAGGAUAAUGAUGCAUCCGGACGCCUCACCCUCACGGUGGGUGUAGGUGUACGGAUUUACUUUUAUUAAUAACCUCAAGUAUGCUAGAUUAUAUGCCCAACUCAGUAUAAAGUAUACAAGUCAUGUGAAAAACUAGAGCACUGGAGUGCUAAACCCUUAUAUAGCCAUGCAUGUCUAUAUAACAACUAAAUUUAAGUAUAGUUAUGUUAUUG
This is a messenger RNA of Halichondria panicea, 1245 nucleotides long. RefSeq names its product WAS/WASL-interacting protein family member 3-like. The record is from RefSeq and is a predicted model, not a curated record. NCBI's taxonomy places the organism in Eukaryota, Metazoa, Porifera, Demospongiae, Suberitida, Halichondriidae. The coding region runs from base 131 to 1102 and encodes 323 amino acids. The transcript has a single exon.